Messenger RNA from Felis catus (domestic cat), 3918 nucleotides. RefSeq names its product Rho guanine nucleotide exchange factor 19 (gene ARHGEF19). The transcript is spliced from 16 exons. Gene Ontology annotation, molecular function: protein binding; guanyl-nucleotide exchange factor activity. Bases 1055 to 3535 code for a protein of 826 amino acids. Lineage: Eukaryota; Metazoa; Chordata; Mammalia; Carnivora; Felidae. Gene Ontology annotation, biological process: regulation of actin cytoskeleton organization; activation of GTPase activity. The record is from RefSeq and is a predicted model, not a curated record.
CGCUCAACCGACUGAGCCACCCAGGCGCCCCUCACAUGCGUGUUUUAAAGGUGGCACCACUAGCCUAUCUACCAGAUGAGGAAACAGAGAUGUGCUCAGAUGGACAGAGGUUUAAAGUACAAGCUAAAGCUGUGCCUGUGGGGAGAGCCUGGACGCUUAAGAGUAACUGUCUCUCAGGAGCAGCCCCACCCCGCCCCAGACAGGGACUGAAGAGAGCAGGGGAGCAGUUGGGCGCCUGUGCAGAGUGGUCCCCCACUGGGUCCUCUUCCAUCCCUCUCUCCCAAGGUCACUGACACUGUCACUGUUCCUCUCAGAUCAAGAUUUUCUCCCUCUCUAUGUUUACCGGGUCCCUGGGUAUUUCCGCUGGAACAGUUUGUCAUUACUUCCUCCAGGAAGCCUUCCUGGAAUGCUCAGGCCAAGUUGAGCGCCGACGGUUCCUCUGCCUGGGCCCCUGCCAACCCAGAUUGUAACUGUUUUCAGUUUUAACUCCCUCACUGGACUGGCAACCCCGCGGGGCACGAAACAUUUGUUCAUCUGUCUCCCUGGGUUUCUCUGUGCUUCUCAUCUGUCUCUGAGUAUCUGGUCUGCGAAAUUUUCGGUGUCUCUGUCUCUCUGUCUCCAUCUCUGGGUCCCUGAAUGUCUUGGCGUCUGUGGUUUUCUGGGUUUGAGUCUUUUGGGGUCUCCGUUCCGAGAUGCUGCCUAAGGGGUCUCUGUAUCUCUGGGUCCCUAUCUCUGUCUCUGUCCUCUGGGUCUCCCUGCCCUGCCAGGCUGGGCACUGCUCCUCUGGCCUGAGGGGGCCCCUGGGGGGGGGUCCAUGCUGCCCCGCCUGCCCACAGUGAGGCCAGGCUAGGGUAGGCCCCCGCCCAGCCCGCUGCCUGCUCCCUCCCUCCCUACCGCUUGCCUCACCACAGGGUUUGAUGAAUCAAACUCUUUGUCUGGGUGGGAUCUCCCCCAGCCAGCUGGGCAGAGAGAGGGCUUCCCCUGCCAGAGCAGAGCAACAUCAGCAGAGGCCCUCGGCUCGAGAGGUCCAGGUGGGUGGCAGAGCAAAGGAGGAAUGGACUGUGGGCCACCUGCCACCCUCCAGUCCCACCUGGCCGGGCCACGUGGCGCUGCCCGCCGCCCAGUAGCUGUGUGCCAGCAGGAGAGUCUGUCCUUUGCAGAGUUGCCCACCCUGCAGCCCCCGAGCCCUGUGUGUCUGGAUCUCUUCCCCGUCGGCCCAGAGGAGCUGCAGGCUCCUGGCAGCCGCUGGUCCCUGGGGACCCCUGCUCCUCUCCAAGGGCUGCUAUGGCCACCAUCCCCAGGAGUCUCAGACAGCGAGAUCUCCACCAGUGGGGGAAUGCGGCCCAGCAGGGCUGGCAGCUGGCCACACUGUCCCAGUGCCCAGCCCCCAGCUCUGGAGGGACCCUGGAGUCCCCAGCACCCACAGCCACAGCGCCGGGCCAGCCACGGCUCAGAGAAGAAGUCAGCCUGGCGCAAGAUGCGGGUGUACCAGCGUGAAGAGCUCCCUGGCAGCCCUGAGGCCCAUGCCGUCUUCCUGGAGCCUGGCCAGGCAGCAGAGCAAGCCCUGAGCGCAGAGGAGCCUAGGCCCCUGGAGCUGUCUGGGCCCUCCCGGUUAGGCCUGGAGGGGCCUGAGCGGAGGCGCUUCUCGGCCUCUGAAUUGAUGACCCGGCUGCACUCUUCCCUGCGCCUGGGGCGGAACUCAGCAGCCAGGGUGCUGACCCCAGGGUCAGGCACUGGAGCAGCUCGGGAAGGGAAGGCGUCCGGAAGGGAGUCGCGCGGUGUAGAGACGAGGGCGGACGGUACGGCGAUGCCAGCCCCUGUUGAGCUGAGCGGCGGCCAUAGCGGCUGGCCCGAGCCCAGGCUGGACGCGCAGGAAGAGCUGGCUCUGGGUUCCAGGAGCGCCAGCGAGCGGCGCCAGUCCCGGUUUCUCCUUAACACGGUCCUCUACCAGGAAUACAGCGACGUGGCCAGCGCCCGCGAACUGCGGCGGCAGCAGCGCGAGGAGGAGGGCCCGGGGGACGAGGCGGAGGGCGCGGAGGAGGGGCCCGGGCCGCCGCGCGCCAACCUCUCCCCGAGCAGCUCCUUCCGGGCGCAGCGCUCGGCGCGAGGCUCCACCUUCUCGCUGUGGCAGGACAUCCCCGACGUGCGCGGCAGCGGCGUCCUGGCCACGCUGAGCCUGCGCGACUGCAAGCUGCAGGAGGCCAAGUUCGAGCUGAUCACGUCCGAGGCCUCAUACAUCCACAGCCUGUCGGUGGCCGUGGGCCACUUCUUGGGCUCCGCUGAACUGAGCGAAUGUCUAGGGGUGCAGGACAAACAGUGGCUCUUCUCCAAACUGCCUGAGGUCAAGAGCACCAGCGAGAGGUUCCUGCAGGACCUGGAGCAGCGGCUAGAGGCCGAUGUCCUGCGCUUCAGCGUGUGCGACAUCGUGUUGCGCCACUGCCCAGCCUUCCGCCGAGUCUACCUGCCCUACGUCACCAACCAGGCCUACCAGGAGCGCACCUACCAGCGCCUGCUUCUGGAGAAUCCCAAGUUCCCUGGCAUACUGGCUCGCCUGGAGGAGUCUCCCGUAUGCCAGCGUCUGCCCCUCACCUCCUUCCUCAUCCUGCCAUUUCAGAGGAUCACCCGCCUCAAGAUGCUCGUGGAGAACAUCCUGAAGAGGACAGCACAGGGCUCAGAAGAUGAAGAUGUGGCCACCAAAGCCUUCAAUGCGCUCAAGGAGCUGGUGCAAGAGUGCAAUGCCAGUGUGCAGUCCAUGAAGAGGACAGAGGAGCUCAUCCACCUGAGCAAGAAGAUCCACUUUGAGGGCAAGAUCUUCCCACUGAUCUCUCAGGCCCGCUGGCUGGUUCGGCACGGGGAGCUGGUGGAACUGGCACCGCUGCCCGCGGCACCCCCUGCCAAGCUGAAGCUGUCCAGCAAGGCGGUCUACCUGCACCUCUUCAAUGACUGCUUGCUGCUCUCCCGGCGGAAGGAGCUAGGGAAAUUCGCCGUGUUCGUCCAUGCCAAGAUGGCCGAGCUCCAGGUGAAGGAUCUGAGCCUCAAGCUCCAGGGCAUCCCCGGCCACGUGUUCCUCCUGCAGCUCCUCCACGGGCAACACGCGAAGCACCAGUUCCUGCUGAGGGCCCGGACGGAAAGUGAGAAGCAGCGGUGGAUCUCGGCCAUGUGCCCCUCCAGCUCCCAGGAGGACAAGGAGGUCUUCAGCGAAGGCCAAGACCGCCCCCAGGUUCAGUGUGUCAGGACAUACAAAGCACUGCAGCCCGAUGAGCUGACCCUGGAAAAGACUGACAUCCUGGCAGUGAGGACCCAAACCAGCGACGACCUGGCCCUGGUGUCCCUUCGAUGCCACUCACGGAUGCUGCUCCUGGCCUGUGUGCCUGUAGGCUGGCUGGAGGGGGUCCGCCUGGCAGAUGGUGAGAAGGGGUGGGUGCCCCAGGCCUACGUGGAAGAGAUCAGCAGCCUCAGUGCCCGCCUUCGAAACCUCCGGGAGAGUGAGCGGAUCACAAGCGCCACCAGCAAAGUGGGGGGGCCCCCCGUGUGAUGGGACAUCGUGCCCGGCUCCUGGACAGGGCUGGAGGGACCUGUUGUGUCCCACGCCCCAGGCCAUCGCGGCUGCGCCUUGGCCUGGCAUCGAGAGCAUAGCCUGUCUUCACGUUCCUUAAAGUCCACGCUUUGGGGCCAAUGCCGGUUUCUUCCUCUGGCAUAGGGACUGCACAGGUGACAUAUGGCAAGGACUUGGGGCCCCCUCCCUUCACCCUGCCAGACUCUUAGUCCCUCUGGCAGGGGCCUGGCUCCGGUGCUGUUGGGUGCUGGGACUUGUAUGUAUAUAUGUAUAUAUUAUCUGGGAUCUCUGGCCACAGCCUGCGUGGGCCCUGGUUGCUGUGGCUUUUCUGUAAAUAAAUGCCCAUGAUGCCUUUGCUUGGA